AUGUAAUCUUAUGACAAAGCAUUAUUUAAUGUACAAGUGAUACGAAAACACUUCUUCAAGGACAGAGCCUACCAAUUAUAUUUAUUUGCUGAUGAAUUGGUUAUGACUGAUGUAAGUUGAUCUUCAAACUAGGAUCUGACUAAAACUCCAAAAUACAAUUUAAAAACGAAUUUAACAACUACGAUAAAGUGGAUAUGUGAGAAUAAGAGGAUUGUGGCUUUUGAAUUUUCAUACAACGGCAGAUUGAAAGAAGUCUAUGGACAAAAGCUGAAUCUACUCAAGGAGAUGCUUGCUGGGAAAGUAUUUUUCAGUCCAGUGUCCACUUUCUACUAAUUCCAUAUGGAAAUAGGCAGUGGAAUGACUGGAUCAGUAUAUCGGUGUAUAUCCACAGAAAACAGCGAGGAAUAUUUCGCAAUCAAGAAAGUAGACAAGAUGAAAAUAACCCAAAAUGAUGGAGCAAUAGUAUAUAAUUCUUAAAACCAAAGCCUCAACUAAUACAUGAGCUCAGUCUAUUGAACUAAUUAUAACAUCCUAGCAUUGUUAAAUUGAAGGAAACCUAUGUGGAUCAACAAAACUAUUAUAUCGUGAUGGAAUACAUAAACGGGAAGACUUUGUAUACAGAAUUAUAGAGUAGAAAUUAUGGACUCUCGGUUAACGAAUCGAUAAAGAUCAUGAAAGUAAGAUUUGGAUAGAGUCUUAGGAAUUGUUGGAGGCAAUUAUAUACAUUCACAAUAAGGGAAUAAUGCAUAGAGAUAUCAACCCUUUGAAUAUAAUGAAAGCCGAAACUGUGAAACUCAUUGACUUUGGCUUGGCCAGAAAGGUUAGAAAUUAGUUAAUAUUUCCCACUUCAGGAACACCUGGAUAUAUGGCUCCAGAAAUCAUCAACUUCAAUAAAGACAAACCCUACGAUGAGAAGGCAGACAUCUAUAGCCUUGGAUGUGUUCUGUUUAAAUUGUAUGUGAUUACAUUCUAACUCAAAGGUUGACUGGAGAGAAUCUAUUUACUACAAAAUAGAGCAAAUAGAAUAUAUACCAAUCAAACAAGCAAGGAGUUUUUGAAUUAAAAAAGUAAUUGCAACAUCCCGAAUGCAAUUCAAACAAAAUGGAUUAAUUGUUUGUAUGAUCAUUACUUAUAUAUAUAUAUAGAUUCUACUUCCAUAUAUGCUGGAAUCCAAUCCAUAGUCGAGACUAAACGCAAAGGUUUGUCUAACCAUUCUAGAAGAAAUCGAAAACAACAAUCUUCAGGUUGAAAGACUAAUUAAAAAGAUCUUGAUUAGAAAAUAAUUAGCUUUCAAUACAUCUGAGGAUUAUUAACAAGAUAAAAAGAGUGAAGAGAAAUCUUAAAAAUGUAAGUUUCGAUAAUCUAUUGAUGCUCAAUCAAAAAGGAGUUUGGAUGAAAUUUCAGUGCUUACUAAAAAUGUUAUGUUACAAAAUUAAUAACGAGUUAUACUUCCUUAGAAAAAAUAACCUUGA
Paramecium octaurelia is the source of this 1472-nucleotide messenger RNA. NCBI's taxonomy places the organism in Eukaryota, Ciliophora, Oligohymenophorea, Peniculida, Parameciidae. The record is from the annotation of a GenBank genome assembly.